GAUCAGCUCUUGAAUGCCCCGGACAGAUCUGUACUGCUAAGAGGACCGCCAGUUGUACAGUAUGGAGCCUGAAGAGAUCCUGAUCCUGGUUGUCAAGGUGUUCUACCCUGCAGUCGUCAUCUUUGGCUUACCCGCAAAUGCCCUGACGCUGUACAUCCUGAUCCGGCGGCGCCAGCGCCCCAGCGAGGCGAAGACCACCCCGGGCCUGUACCUGAUCGCCCUGGCUGUGGCCGACUCGCUCGUCAUCAUCUUCAUCGCCUUCAUAGAAACGGUGGUCCAUUUUGUGAUCCUGGACCAGCAGGUGUCUUUUGGCGGGUUCUGUUCGUGGCUGAUCACGUUCGACUACGGAGCUCACAACGCCUCAAUCUGGAUCAUCGUGGUCUACACUAUAGAGAGGUUUAUCGGAGUCUACUUCCCCAUCUGGAAGCACAAAGUGAGCAACCCAAGGACCGCCAAACUGACCAUAGCCGGGGUGUACGUGUGUUCGUACCUGCUCGCCCUUCCACACUUUUUCGCAGAGGCUCCCAGUACCGUACAGGACGGAAACAGGACAAUCUACCGCUGUUAUUAUGUCGAAAAUUUAUCCGCUGAGUACCGACUAGGGUUAAUCUGGGGACAGAGUAUUUUAUCCUACAUAAUACCUUAUAUUGUCAUCAUUGGUUUCAAUGGUAUGAUUAUUUACAAGUUGCGAACUAUGAGAAAAAUUGGCCCGGGGCUUGUUCGCCGAAUGUCGGAGGUAACUGCCACGGGUGCGUCCACCUCGGUACCACCUCGAGCCGAGACCUCUGAUUCCCCUCAGCAUCCUUUUCUACAGAAGAGGCUAGCUAAGGAGAUAGAAAAGAAGGGUACACAAAAUGGCGAUGAGUCGGGAAGCACGGACGAUGGCACCAACUCUCGCGACAAGUCUCGCGUUACCACACGCGUCGAGAUCCACCCUCGCCCUCGGUCAUCUUCAUCAGACAAUCCAGACAGCAGUUCUGAUGGAGAUCGCAAGGAGGCGCUUGCACCCGUGGAAACAUCUCCACCGACCGUCAGCAACUCCAUGGCAACAACAACAACAGAGUCGCGUCAAGUCUCGCCCAUGGUCUCGCGAGGAAAAGCGAGACCAGAUUCGCUCAGAGCGCGAGUACUGAAAACGAACUCUACACGUAAACGGCCCACUCGGUCCACCAAUAAGCCCGUAGUUGUCCUCAUCACCAUUAGUGCCACGUUUGUGCUCUUAUGGUUCCCUCGGUUGGUGAUCUUCCUGAUAGUACGGACAAACAAUGUCGGAAGGUAUGACAACUUUUCGUUCAGCGUUGCGCAAGACGUGGCCAGCAUGAUGGGCCUCCUGAACUCUGCUAUCAACGUGUUUCUGUACGCCUAUGCCGACACCCGUUUCCGCAACGACCUGGUAGCGAUACUGACGUGCGGUAAAAGAUGAACCACGACAGCUUCUCUGCUUCGCAAGCUCCCCCCGAAAAACUCUUUUCUGUCUACCUCAUGGACAGACAGACAAAGAAACACAACAGGAUAGUAGCCACCCG
This is a messenger RNA of Branchiostoma belcheri (Belcher's lancelet), 1526 nucleotides long. RefSeq names its product probable G-protein coupled receptor 139. Gene Ontology annotation, molecular function: G protein-coupled receptor activity. Gene Ontology annotation, biological process: G protein-coupled receptor signaling pathway. The record is from RefSeq and is a predicted model, not a curated record. Bases 62 to 1423 code for a protein of 453 amino acids. NCBI's taxonomy places the organism in Eukaryota, Metazoa, Chordata, Leptocardii, Amphioxiformes, Branchiostomatidae. The transcript has 4 exons. Gene Ontology annotation, cellular component: membrane.